Lotus japonicus is the source of this 807-nucleotide messenger RNA. RefSeq lists its product as uncharacterized. Gene Ontology annotation, molecular function: RNA-DNA hybrid ribonuclease activity; nucleic acid binding. The transcript has a single exon. The record is from RefSeq and is a predicted model, not a curated record. The coding region runs from base 1 to 807 and encodes 268 amino acids. Lineage: Eukaryota; Viridiplantae; Streptophyta; Magnoliopsida; Fabales; Fabaceae.
AUGGAGGAAGACAUUCUCCACUUUCUUAGAGACUGCCCACACUCUAGGGAAAUUUGGAGAAUGGCAGGAGCCCUAAGGUGGCCAGGUUUUCUAGCUGAAGACUAUAGACAUUGGGUGCGGCGGCAAGCUCAGGGGGUGCACAGCGUGAAAUUGAUGCUCUGCCUCUGGGGAAUCUGGAAGUGGAGAAAUAACAUGGUUUUUGAACCAUCUCCUUGGCCCCUCCAAGAAGCAUGGCGGCGCAUUUGCCAUGAGCAUGAUGAUACCGUAAAAGCCAUGGAUAGAGGCCUUCAACCGACGGAAGCAGGGUGGCUUUGCAGUAGAUGGAAGCUGCCACCAACGGGUUAUGUUAGUCUGUGUGUGGAUGGUAGCUAUCAAAGCCAUGAGCAUUGUAUGGGGGCAGGAGGGUUGCUGCGCGAUGAGCUAGGGAAGUGGGUGAGAGGUUUCCAGGCUUUCCAAGCAGGAGGGAACCCACUGUUAUCAGAAGCUUGGGCCUUGAAAAUAGGAUUACAGAUAACUUGGGAUACAGACUUCAGAGAUGUGAUUUGUAAUUUGGAUUGUGGUGAGCUUCUAAAAUCAUUGGGAGAAGUUGACAGCAGACAUUUCCUCCCUAUCUUGGAUGAUAUUAUUCAGUUAUUGGAUAGACCGUGGAGAGUCUCUUUGAGUGCCUUCAGCCGUGAUUGUAACAUGCCUGCCGACUGGUUAGCCAAAAGAGGAGCUUCGAACCCAGAACUGCCUCUUUGUCUGCUAGAUACUCCGCCUAUGGGGCUUGAAACCCUCAUUAUGAGGGAUCGUUUGGCUGCUUUGUAG